This is a messenger RNA of Tetrahymena thermophila SB210, 2559 nucleotides long. RefSeq lists its product as hypothetical. Lineage: Eukaryota; Ciliophora; Oligohymenophorea; Hymenostomatida; Tetrahymenidae. The transcript has a single exon. The record is from RefSeq and is a predicted model, not a curated record.
AAGAUUGAAUACAACUCAAAAAUCUUAAGUUUUUUUAAGAUAAUUAAGAUUCUAUCCAAUUCACUAAUAGAUUAAAUAAGAGCUAUGAGCAAAGAAUUAGUAAAUUAGCAUCCCUCUAGUACAUAAGGGCAAAACCAAAUUAAAGCUUCAUUAAGUAAUAACUUUUUGAAAUAGAGAGCUUAAGCAAGCGGAUAAAAAGACUUUAACCUAGAUAUGAUGAAGUUGAUGUAAUAUGAUAAGUAGUAAUCUUAUUUAAAUAAGCUGGAAUCCUUAGCAACAAUCCAUUCUUAAGAUAAGCAUUAAGGAAGUAAGAAAAAUACUUAGACAAUUGCACAAAGUUAACAGAGUUAAGUAAAUGAAACUUAAAGCAAUAUAGACAGAAAUCUCUAUCUAAAAGCCUAGCAAAAAAUUUUUUCAUAAAAUCUCCGUAUCCCUUCUAAAAUAAUUAGUUUUAAUGAUGCUAAAGAGUCUAAUACAAAUUAGUAAGAUAAUUCAAAGGAAUAACCUUCUGAGAAUUAAAAGAAUAUAAAGAUAAUAAAUAUAGAAAGUAUGAAUUCAGAGAUUGAAACGUAAAAGCUAAAUGCAAAUACAGAUUCUCAUAUUAAAUCAGUUGACUCCCCUUUUAACAAAACUAAACAAAAUCAAGUUCAAAUAAGAAAUGCUAAUAACCAAAAGUACUUCCCUCAAUCUCUUGUUAAUUCUAAAUUUAGAGAUAGCCAGUUUUAGUGCGAAAUAAAGGAUUAAACUUCGAAAAUUCAAAUAUUUAAGGAAGAAAAGUUAGAAGAUAAAUCCAAUCAAAAGUUAGAUCCACUUAGUAGAGUGAGACUGCUGAAGAACUUGAGCCCUUAAAGUUCUGCACCUUAGACAUUUAGCUUGUCAUAAUCUUCUUUGAUUGAAAAAAAUAAUUAGUAAAACGGAAAAAAAAUGUAAAUGAAAGACUUAAAAUUUGAGAGUAUUUUCAUCGAUAACACAGGAUCUCAUCUCUCAAACUCAAAUUAAAACCUCAUAGUAUAGUCUAAGCAACAAUUAAAUGCUGGAUAAAAGAAUUUUUUAAAUUCUUAAAGGAAUUUUUUGAGUGUAAUUUAAAACGAUACAAAUAAAUCUUCUAGAUCACAAUCUUAAAGUUAAUAAAAUAACUUAAACAAAAGAAGAUACUCUGCAAAUGUGAAUUAAUAAAUCUAAACUCCUUAAUACAAUCAAGAAGAAAAGAAAUGUUUUACAUCUUUUCUAACAGACUAUUUGUUAAAUAUAAAGGAUGUUUCAUCACCAAGCAACGGUUUACUAUCACCAAUAGAUAAGAUAGCUAACUAAAAUCCUAGCUUAAUAAAGAGAGCUUAAAUUAUGAGUAAUUAUAAUAAAUAAAAUGCUGAUAGCUAGCUAUUUUUUUCUUCAAAAAAUAAUAAUAAAGUUCCCUAUAGCACUUUUUCACAAACUUAACCAAUCCUACCUACUUAAUUAUAAGACAAUAAGCAACCUGGAUAAAUUUCUAUUUAAGCUUUGAUUCCCUCAGUACCAUCUAAACUAAUUUAGCCUCAAAUCUCACUUAACACUAACAUCAAUAACAACAAUAAUAAUAGUUAAAAUAAAAAUAUAAGUUAAAGCUAAAGUGAGUACUAAAUUUUUAGCAUUUAAGAUUUUGACUCUAGUAAAUCUAAAUCUAACAUUUUUUAUCACUAAAAAAACCUCCCUUCUUCACUACAAGAACUACAAAUGAUUAAAAGCGAAGAGGAUUUAAAAACUUAAGAAUUAAAUGCUAAUGUUAAUUUCAAGAACUCAAAUAAAAUAGCAAUAAAUGUUCAAUCUCCUAAACAAAUUUAAGAUGCAAUAAAUAAUUUCUAAUUAUCUAACAAAAUAAAGGCAUAAAGCUUUGGACACAACCACACUUUUUUGAAUCACAUUUCAAAUUUAGAUGAAUAUUAACAAAAAAAUCUUAAAAUUAUAAAAAAUGGCAUUAGUAAUGUGUUUUAAAAGAAUAGGGAUUAUGAAGAUUCUCCUUAACUUAAGUUAGAUAACAAAGAAAUCUAAUUUUCAAAAUCUGAUAAAAUAGUUUAAAAAAAUUAUGACUCAAAAUAAUUUGCUCCUAUUGGAUAGGUUAUAAGUGAUUAGAAGUUAAGUGCUAAAGAUUAAGGAUUUUACAGCCUAUCAACAAGAAGAACACAUUAAUAACCAUAAGCUUAAAAUUCUCCCAGCUCUCAAUAUCUAUUAACAAAUAGAUAAUCUUUCUCUUAAUCACAAAUUCAGCCUAAAAAGAAAUUUUUAUCUUUUUAAUCAUAAAGGGAAUUGCCUACAUCAGAUACAUCAUACAACCAUAUAGACAUAGCCCCUUUUUCUAAUUAAAACAAAGAAAAUACUCAUCUUUAAAAUUUAAUGUAUAAAGUAGAAUAAGCACCUUAAAUAUCUUAAAAUGUUCAACCAAAAUAUAGAUUAUUAAAAUAGAAUAUUUCAUUAGAGUAAUCUUUUGAUAAUGAAGAUGAAGAUUUUUAUAAUUACACUUAAAAUAUUAAAAUACAAAUUUAAAACUCUCCUUAAAAUAUAAAUUUAAACAUAGACUUUUUAUGA